Marchantia polymorpha subsp. ruderalis is the source of this 1493-nucleotide messenger RNA. NCBI's taxonomy places the organism in Eukaryota, Viridiplantae, Streptophyta, Marchantiopsida, Marchantiales, Marchantiaceae. The record is from the annotation of a GenBank genome assembly.
AGACAAGUCUGCAGAGGAGCUCAAUACCUUAAUGAGCAUGUACUGAGAAGGAGAGACUUAUAAGUGCAAAGUCAAAAUUUUGUAGCCUCAGUUCAAUUUGUCGAAAAAAAAAGCUCUUCAGCUGCGUGAUUGUCGUUUGAGUUCCAGUGACAGAACGAUAGACCAUUCGAAGGAGUGCAGAGAAACAAGGUGGACGACAUCUUUGGUACCAGGAAGCAACAAUCAGUGCAAGUGAAUGAGAUCUUCAUUCUUAGCAGUACAGUCUCCGUGAGCAGAGAAGUAUCCAGUUUGCAGUUAUUUCUUCAGGAAAGAACCAAGUAAGACAUUAUGGGUUCUCUGACAGCCGGAUGGUCAACCAACCCCCCGUGUGAAAAGAAAGUUCUCAAGCGCUCCACUUCUUCGAUGACGCGGAGUCAGGUGAACAGAUACUGGCGAGCAAAGCGUUCUCUGAACAAAGAGCACCUUGAAGAAGCCCAUAGAGCUGCGUCUAUCGCUAGAACUCGAUCUCUCUUCUCAGAAAUUACUGAGGAAAAUUCAGAAGAAUACUACCCAGAUAUGCAGUCAGAGGGUGGUAGCGUGGGUGGAAGUACUAGUGGCAGCACACCGACAACACCAAGACGAUAUGAUCGCGAAGAGGAAAGCAACAAACCUGGCUGGUGGAGGAAAAGCAACUGGGCUUUCCUGAAUGAGCCCCCUCUACAUGAGGAAAAGCAUUACAGCUACGCUCCACAGUACGAAAUAGACGUCAGAGCAAAGGCCACUGAGAUAGAAGGUCCACCGAAGAGGCAGCUUCAUCACACUCGAAGCAGCCUUUCCAUCUACUAAGUGCACGAGACGGUGAUUUUGUGACUGUGAUGUGAGGAGGACAUUGUGAGAUAACGCCUAGCGUUCCGUCCCCUUUGCUCGUGUCCUGUAUAUACUCGUAUCGGUUUAACUCUCGUGAGUGCUCGUUUCAAAGCUGAAGUGCCCCAGAGUGUGUACAAAUACAGAGUUGUGAAAUCUCCAUUUUCAUGUUUCUCUAGUGCUGGUAAGCGUUAGUCAAAAAAGAGGAUUCGCCUUACACAUGAUCGAGUUCAGCUGCGAAUUGCCGUAUGAUACUUGUUUCGACAGAAACAUAUUUUACUCGUUAGAUGCGAUGGAUCUUCGUCUCAGGUCGUGCACUGGAAUUUGGCUGGGAUCGUAUACCUUGCGUGUGUACGUAGUCAAUUAGUACUUGCAUGACCUCCAACAAAGCUAAUCUGCUCAUUAGGAAUUCAGGGCUCUGAAGUGACAUUGUCAGAACUUUCGGUUGGCCUCCACAUUGAUACGGAUUUGCGUAGCAUGACGAGACAGGCAUAGAUGUAAGAAGAGCUUGGAAUAUCUAUAGAAUGGAGAUUGUUGUAAGAAUUGAUUAGUACAGAGGUAUUGUAGAUCGCACAAAGCCACGUCGAGAUCAUCGAAGACUUGCCUGCCAUAAUAUGUCCAGCUUUUUUUAUAUAAGUUUUUAUAUAAAA